GUCGGUCGGGGAUUCCCAUGACUCAUAAAACGAAAAAAGAUUGUUGUACCCGAACUCUAAUAGUAUAUGCAUUACUUACAGUAAUAAACGUUGGUAUUAUCUAUGCAGACUUCAUAUUAAAUCUAAACAACCUGAAAGCAACACACUUGCAAUUCUGUUGUUGGAAGCAUCCCGAUAUCACUUUAAGUAAUUUGCUUAGAAGGUUCAGACUUCAACAAAUAUGAUUUUGCAGUAUCUCACACUGAUGAUCGUUGCCAGUGUGUACCUUUUAGAUGUUAAGAUAUUUGCAGUAGGAGAGGAAUGUAUAGAGUCCAACUUAACAGUAAAGGUUGUCCAAGGUUGUCCAAAAACAGCUGCAGGGUGGGCGACUGCAGCAUCAAAGAAAGGUUGUAGUCACAUAAUAAACAACUGCGGGUCAUUUGAGUACCACUGUGUGACUAAUGCAUGGCAGAAUGAAACAAUAGAAGUCUGUUCUAGAGUCAUAAAUAUUGUAGGAAACGUAUGCGCAGAAUACAGUUUUGGUGGCCGUAGAAUCCAGCGGAAUAAGAAUGCAAAGUGCAAAGCAUGUCCAGCUGUUUAUAAAUCAAAUGAGAGUUUCAAAUAUUCAGAAUGUUACAGCCAAGUAUAUCCACGCCGAGAGACAGUAAGACCUAUUUUUAUCAACACGUCGUCUAGCGUAUAUACGACAACUAAAGGUAUAACUACAACAUCGUCAACAUUGCUUGCCCAUAUCCAGGCAGUGCCGACGUCAGAGUUACAGCUCGCCUCUAACAUUAACGAUACGGACGCAGGAAAUCAAAAGCUGGAGUCAUUCCACGAAAAUGCGGUUUUUCUUGGUGUGAGCAUACCCGUAGCACUAGCAGUUUUCAUCCUUUUCCUGGUAUUAGUUGUAUACAAAGCUUGCAAAGAUAAGGAAUGUUCCUUGAAAGGUAUUUUUUCAUCCCUGUUCAAGACAAAAUACGAAUAUCAGACACCACGGCAUAUAGACAUCAAUGUCGAAGAUAAUGGAGGAAAACUUCAAGACGAGAGGUUUACGGAAGAACAUCCAUUGACAGUUGAUAUAGUCUGAGUGAUAUAGUAAAGGAUGUGUAUAUUGACUGAAUAAUGGGAUACCAAAUUUAACUGAUUAAUGGCAGUUUAAGAUUGACUGACUUGUGACAAAUUUAGAGUGACUGAUUAUUGGCAGGUUGAAAUUGGCAAUGAAGGACAAAUUGAAUGAUAAUGCAUCAUAUUAUAAAAGCAACGUUGAGCAUAGCAAGGCUGACUGAAAAUCAACAUAUGGAAAUUGACUGACUUAUGACAUCAUUAUACCUUAAGAAUGCCAAAUUGAUUUUGACAAUGAUAGGUUCGGAUUGACUGACUAAUUCCAGAUUGGCAUGGUUGACAAAUAUAAGUUUUUAUUGAGCGACUGAUUUCAAAUAGAGAUUGACCAGCUGAUGUUAGAUAGGUUUAGUUAUUGAGGAUAUAGAUAGACUGGCUGAUGUCAAAUAGAGUUUGAAUAACUGAUCUUAGACAGGUUUAGUGACUGAGGUUAGAGAUUUACUUACUGAUGUCAAAUAGAGAUUAACUAACUGAUGUAAGAUAGGGUUAGUGACUGGGGUUAGAUAUUGACUGACUGAUGUCAAAUAGAGAUAAACUAACUGAUGUUAGAUAGGUCAGUGACUGAGGUUAGAGAUUGACUGACUGAUGUCAAAUAGAGAUUAACUAACUGAUGUUAGAUAUGUUUAGUGACUGAGGUUAGAUAUCGACUGAAUGAUGUUAAAAAUAGAUUGGCAGAAUGUUGUUAGAUAUAGAUUGGCUGAGUGAUGUUAAAUAGAAAUUGACUGAAUAAUAUUAAAGAUUGCCUGAGUGACGUUGGAUAGAGAUUGACUGAGUGAUGCUAGAGAAAGCCUGACUGAUGUUAGAUGUAAUUUUUAAUGGAUGAUAGUAUACCAAUGGCUGGUUGAGAAUUUAACUGAUGGCAGCUAUAUUUCAUCUCAAUGCAUUUUUACUCUUUGCUUGUUUCCAAUUAUCCAUUUUAUUACUAUGUUCAUUUAUUUGCUCUUUGCCAUGAACCAAUGUACCAUGCCAAAUGUUGUUGAAAUAAAUGAAACGGAAAUUGAAA
Messenger RNA from Ostrea edulis (European flat oyster), 2104 nucleotides. RefSeq lists its product as uncharacterized. The transcript has 8 exons. The record is from RefSeq and is a predicted model, not a curated record. The coding region runs from base 221 to 1069 and encodes 282 amino acids. NCBI's taxonomy places the organism in Eukaryota, Metazoa, Mollusca, Bivalvia, Ostreida, Ostreidae.